Molecule: messenger RNA, 345 nt
Organism: Brugia malayi
Lineage: Eukaryota; Metazoa; Nematoda; Chromadorea; Rhabditida; Onchocercidae
Exons: 4
Coding region: 1-345 (114 amino acids)
Biological process (GO): neuropeptide signaling pathway
Source: RefSeq, a predicted model, not a curated record
AUGCCAUCUGUACCAGCAUUAUUAACAGUAAUAAUGAUGAUAAUUUAUGGUGGUGUGGAAGUAGUGAAAUGUUUAGAAAUGUUUGAAAAUGAUCCCGAGAAUGUUGAUCGAGAAAUUCGAACAUUGUGCAGUCUUAAUCCAACUUUUAAUAUUUGUGCUGAGCAAGCUAUGGAUAAACGAAAGUCAAGUUAUAUGCGCUUCGGACGAUCAUAUCCUGCUAUUCUAGAAACUGAACCACAUUUGAGUGAGAAGCGAAAGAGUGCAUAUAUGAGAUUUGGAAAACGUUAUGUAGAUUUCAAUGAUUAUGUUAAAAGAAAAUCAGCAUAUAUGCGAUUUGGUCGUUAA